Cheilinus undulatus (humphead wrasse) is the source of this 3338-nucleotide messenger RNA. RefSeq names its product microtubule associated serine/threonine kinase-like (gene mastl). The transcript is spliced from 12 exons. Gene Ontology annotation, molecular function: ATP binding; protein serine/threonine kinase activity. The coding region runs from base 145 to 2583 and encodes 812 amino acids. Gene Ontology annotation, cellular component: nucleus. Gene Ontology annotation, biological process: peptidyl-serine phosphorylation; intracellular signal transduction. The record is from RefSeq and is a predicted model, not a curated record. Lineage: Eukaryota; Metazoa; Chordata; Actinopteri; Labriformes; Labridae.
CGUCACGAGGACCCCUGGAAGGAGCAGCGGAAUUCAAAAUUUCAAAACAAACUCAGGAUUGUUGUUUCAUCAUGUAUCUGUUUACUUUGGGCUAGCAGGCUGUAACAAACACAGCAUAGUUCAUCAUUUGGAAGCUUUUAAAAGAUGGACGGAGAUGAAAAACAUGACUCCAAAUCGGCUGAGGCUCCUAAAGCGCCUUCAAUCGAGGAUUUUAUCAUUUUGAAGCCCAUCAGCCGGGGUGCCUUUGGAAAGGUGUACCUGGCACGAAAGAAGUGUAAUGCGCGAUUAUAUGCAAUUAAGAUGAUGAAGAAAGCAGACAUGGUUGAUAAAAACAUGACGGGCCAGAUGAAAGCAGAGAGAGACGCACUUGCCCUGAGUAAAAGUCCAUUCGUGGUUCACCUGUUUUACUCCCUUCAGACAGCCUCAAAGAUCUACCUGGUGAUGGAAUAUCUUAUAGGGGGAGACGUCAAAUCUCUUCUUCACAUCUAUGGAUAUUUUGACCAGGAUAUGUCUGUGAAGUACAUUUCAGAGGUGGCACUGGCUUUGGACUACCUCCAUCGCCAUGGUAUAAUCCACAGGGACUUAAAGCCAGACAAUAUGCUGAUAUCCAACGAAGGACACAUCAAACUGACAGACUUUGGUCUGUCUAAAGUGAAGCUUGACAGAGAGCUGAAUCUCACUGAUAUCCUCACCACUCCAUCUCUGGCUAAACCAAAAAAAGAUUACUUCCGCACCCCGGGUCAAGUUCUCUCCUUAAUCACCUCCCUUGGAUUUAACACACCUGCUGGAGGAGACAAACGUCCCUGUAGUGCAUCUGCUGUGUGUAGUCCCAUGUCUUGUGACAAAGUAAAGACAAAGAACAACUCUCUGGGGUCUCCUUUAACAGCAAUUAAAGACCAGCUCACCUCUCCGACUAGCUACCCAUGGAAAAGGGGGCUUAGAAACAUGGUGUUUAAUCCUCAUAACCUGGCUAAAAAUCUGACCCCCUCACUGAUGAAGACGAGAAAAAGGUUUGAGACGAUGAGUGCAGGAAGCACCACGGACACUGAGGGUGGAAUCAGUCCACUGUGGGAGUGUGAAGAGAAAGAAAAUGAACAGAGGGAUAGAAAGCACUUGGAGGCCAAAGGAAGAGAACAGAACUGUGGGACCAGUAAACCAGGCCCCUUCCCUGCUAAAGCCAGCAACAGUCUGUCCAGUAAGACCAACCCUUCAGAAAAGAAGCACCACAACAUAAACCAGGACGUUUUCCUCCGAUCUGCUCCAUCUGUAAAGAGAACGUUUUCUGACGUUGAGAAAAGCCCUGAGUCGUUGCAGCUCCCGGCUAAAAAGAGUAAUUCACGCUAUAAGAGAUGCUUUGAGAUUCCAGGUGACACUGCGAGGUUUCACACUGGUCUGACGGGAACAUUUUCCACCAUCCAAAUCGGUGACUUCAUGGCCUCCACGGAGGGCGUCGAGCAAGCCGGAGACAGAGUUCCGAAGCGGUCCAGUCCCAUCGCUGUGGCCAAAAGUUUGUUUUGUGAACUGGAGGAGCCGCCAGAGGACGUGUUUGAAGACGGAGCCAAAGACUUGUCCCAUUCGAGUUUCACAUCCCCGCUAACUGGUAACAGUGACGUGUGCAGGAGCCUGAGCCUGGACUCUGAUGGGUCCAUUCAUGAGACAUCUCUAACUGUAGACAGCCACGCUUCUCUAAAACCAGACAAGGAUUCCACUAACAACAAUUCAGCAUCAUUUGAAGAUCAAGAUGGAAAUAAGGACUCUUCCAUCACUGGACCACUCCCACAAACGGCACCUGCCGUAGAAACGCCAAAACUCGCUAACAUAGGCCACAGAGGUGAAUCUCAGUGUGCCUUUCUUAACAGACUCCCUGAUCUCUGUGGUGUUGCACAGUCCCCUUCUUUCCUUAAACCACGAAAUGUUGUAGCUUUCCGUAGCUACUGUAGCUCCAUCAACCGCUCCAACAUGUCCCGACUCAGCAUCGGGUCUGUGGAUCUCAUGGACGUGUCCACAGUAGCUUCUUAUCACACACCAGUGCAGAAAAGACCCAGCUCCAACAGCUCUCUCUAUCAGACUCCUCAGCCCAUGUCAACCUCUCACACCCCUUUCAGGACUCCAAAGAGCGUCAGAAGAGGUGCUCUGCCUGUAGAAGGUGCACCUAUUUUAGGAACCCCAGAUUAUUUGGCUCCAGAGCUUCUUUUAGGGAAACCACACGACUACAUGGUGGAUUGGUGGGCUCUCGGCGUGUGUCUUUUCGAGUUCCUCACAGGUGUGCCUCCUUUUAACGACGAGACGCCUCAGCUGGUCUUCCAGAAUAUUCUCAACAGAGAUAUUCCCUGGCCUGAGGAAGAGGAGGAACUGUCUGCAAAUGCCAGAAAUGCCAUUGAGAUCCUCCUGACCACAGACAUGACAAAACGAGCCGGUCUAAAGGAGCUGAAGCGUCACCCCCUGUUUGAAGGCUUGGACUGGGACAACGUGCAGAACCAGCCGAUGCCUUUCAUUCCUCAGCCGGAGGAUGAAACCGACACCUCAUACUUUGAUGCAAGAAACAACGCUCAGCACAUCGCCGUGUCAGGCUUCAGCCUGUAGAGUUCAUGACGGUUCUAUCAAAGCACUAGUCGGCACACUGUGGCAGUAAUCAUGGGAACAUCAUCACCUGCUCUCACUGUGGAAAACUCUCCUACAACUGAAGAUGUAGUUUUGUGGAUCAAGUUGUCUUUGUGUUCAGGGUUGUAAAAGUUUUAGAAGUAUUUUACAUUUUGUGCAAUCAAGGGUCAUAAGAGCCAGAAUAAAGCUGGAUCUGUUGACGGUUACUGUAGUUAGGUUUGCAUUAACAGAGAGAGAGAGCGUUUUUAACAUGUACUACUACCAAAUGGCACGUCUUUUCAUUUACCCUCUCAUCUGUGACUGCUUUACCUUAAAAUAGACAUCAGUAUCAGGGCUGUUAUUGUGUUAUAUUGGUUAAUCACAAAGUAAAUGUUUGUAAAUGCUGCUCUUGCUGCCUGAUGUUAACUCUUUAUAAUGAUAGGCUUCACCGUAUCGUCAUAAUGUUCCCUUCUGUUGGUCGACUGGGUGGACGGGCCCCCUGAAUUUCUCUCUAUGGAUGAAAACAUGAUCAUACACGUGGAUGUGUUUUAUAUGCUGUUAACGUUAUUGUGUCUUUGUUUUAAGAUAGAAGUAGAUCCUUGGUUUUCUAUCAGCUCUGGGUUUGGCUGCUUUUAUUUGUUAUUUCUGUGUCGUACCUCUACACUACUAGUUUUUAGAUCACUGUUGCUGCUUACAUCAUUUUUCCUUUACUCUAAGAAAAAAGUAAAAUACAAAUAAAAUCUGUUUGUAACCUGAAA